AUGAAAAACGUUACGUGUAAAAAGUGCCGGACCAAGCACUUGGAUGUCAAACGGGUCGAAAGCAAUCGGAACGGGAUUCUUUGCUGUUGCUACAAACACGGUCGUGACUACAAGCCAUCAGAAUGCAGUAAAAAGGACUUGACGAACGUGAUUUUUGACAAGGUCAUCGCCCAGAAUAUGGUCAAACUACCCGUCAAGGUUCUGGUGCUCAUGGCAGCUUUGGGGCUUCUUGGAGCGAACAUCUACGGAUUUACCCAAUUGGAACAAAAAUUCGAUCCCAUUUGGUUCGUUCCCGAAUCGUCGCUAGCGCGACAAUUUUCCAACGCAGCGGACGAACAAUUUCCUUCCGGAGGACAAGUUGGAUCAGUGUAUUUCACCAGCCUGAACUACUUUCAAGAUAUUCCGAAAAUCGAACGGAUUCAGCGAAAUCUAUUGGACUCCAAGAAUGCUAGAAUCGGAUCAAUCGAUUCUUGGGCCACUGACUUUUUUCUUUUCAUCAAUACGACUGCCGAAGAAUACGAUAAAAAUCCGAUGAGCAAAGAAAAGUUUUCCGAAACCAUGUGGAGUUUCUUGUGCGAUUCUCCGUACGGGUUUGCUGUGCGCAACAGCUUUCUCUUCAAUAACUCCUUGGAUUGCUUGAACACCGCCAAUCCAGUCAUUGAAGACAUUCAGGCCAGCGUUUUGAAUUACCAAUACGAUUCCAUGAGCGGAUCCGCGAUUCAAAUCGAAGCCAUGAGAACAACCAAGGAAAUCAUUGCUAACGAACAGCUCGUUUCCGUUGAGCCGGAAGCGGAAGUCGGGGCAUUUGCAUUUUCCCCGGCAUUUGGAAAUUGGAUCACUGACGAAGUUAUUGGCGACGAAUUGUUGCGGAAUAUGUUGCUGGCCUUGCUGUGUGUGCUGAUCAUGACAUUGAUACUCAUCGCAUCAAUACCGACUUGCCUGAUGGUGCUGCUUUGUCACUAA
Messenger RNA from Notodromas monacha, 963 nucleotides. Lineage: Eukaryota; Metazoa; Arthropoda; Ostracoda; Podocopida; Cyprididae. The record is from the annotation of a GenBank genome assembly.